This is a messenger RNA of Symphalangus syndactylus (siamang), 378 nucleotides long. RefSeq names its product putative inactive cytochrome P450 2G1. Lineage: Eukaryota; Metazoa; Chordata; Mammalia; Primates; Hylobatidae. Gene Ontology annotation, molecular function: iron ion binding; arachidonate epoxygenase activity; heme binding. The record is from RefSeq and is a predicted model, not a curated record. Gene Ontology annotation, biological process: xenobiotic metabolic process; epoxygenase P450 pathway. Gene Ontology annotation, cellular component: intracellular membrane-bounded organelle; cytoplasm.
AUGCCCUACACAGAUGUUGUCAUCCAUGAAAUACAGAGACUGGUAGACAUCGUACCGAUGGGUGUCCCCCACAACGUCAUCCGGGACACUCAGUUUCGAGGUUACCUUCUGCCCAAGGGCACAGACGUAUUUCCCCUGCUUGGCUCUGUCCUCAAAGACCCCAAACACUUCUGCUACCCAGAUGCCUUCUAUUCCCAGCACUUUGUGGAUGAGCAGGGCCGCUUCAAGAAGAAUGAAGACUUUGUGCCUUUUUCCUCUGCUCUUAUAAUGCCACUGUACACCACUGGGAGACGAUUAGAUGUAACCUACAAGGAAAAGAAGUCUACAGAUGCAGACGACGCCUUCGGAGAGAAGCCAGACACUGUGAACGAGCCAUGA